Molecule: messenger RNA, 1614 nt
Organism: Penicillium argentinense
Lineage: Eukaryota; Fungi; Ascomycota; Eurotiomycetes; Eurotiales; Aspergillaceae
Product: ssDNA-dependent ATPase MGS1
Exons: 1
Coding region: 1-1614 (537 amino acids)
Biological process (GO): DNA-templated DNA replication; DNA repair; regulation of DNA repair
Cellular component (GO): nucleus
Molecular function (GO): DNA binding; ATP hydrolysis activity; ATP binding
Source: RefSeq, a predicted model, not a curated record
AUGGUGUCCUGUCCGAUUUGUGGCAAGUCUGUCCCGCAACUGAAGAUCAACGACCACCUGGAUUCCGACUGCCAAAGCUUCGUCGAAGACCCGUCAUCUUCCCCGGGAGAUCAGCCGUCGUCCCAAAAGGGCCCCGUUCCAAGCAUAUUCCAACCGCCGUCAGCACGCAAAGCAUCGAGCCAAGCUAGCCUCGUCAAAGAAUCACCAUCUCGUGCACCGGCUCCGACACCUCGUCCGCUCAAUGGCAAGAGAUCUUUCAUGGAAGGAACGCCGCCCCGAGACCAAGAUAAAGUGAGACAGUCCAAUGGCGAUAUCACGGAGUCCCAACCCAAACGUCCGAAGAUGAACGCGUUCCAUAAAGCGGCUCCACUUGCAGAGCGUAUGCGGCCAAAGAAUCUGGAGGAGGUCUGUGGCCAAGAGCUGGUUGGCGAGAACGGAGUUCUUCGGGGCCUCAUCGAGCAGGAUAGAGUGCCCAGCAUGAUCUUAUGGGGAAGUGCUGGAACAGGAAAGACAACUAUUGCACGAGUCAUCGCUUCAAUGGUUGGAAGUCGAUUUGUGGAAAUCAACAGUACAAGCACCGGAGUCGCAGAAUGCAAGAAGAUCUUCUAUGAAGCUCGCAGCGAACUUGGCCUGACGGGCAGAAAGACCAUUAUAUUCUGUGAUGAGAUCCACCGCUUCUCCAAGUCUCAGCAGGACGUCUUCCUGGGGCCUGUUGAAAGUGGACAGGUAACUUUGAUUGGCGCAACUACCGAAAACCCAUCUUUCAAGAUCCAGAAUGCCCUGCUUUCUCGAUGCAGGACAUUUACCCUGGCUAAGCUGACAGAUGAAGAUAUCAAGUCGAUCCUGCAGCGCGCUUUAAAGGUCGAAGGCCCCAACUACUCGCCUUCAGAGCUGGUGGACGACGAACUGAUCGGCUACCUCGCCCGAUUUGCUGAUGGAGACGCUCGAACAUCACUCAAUCUUCUGGAACUCGCCAUGGAUCUCUCGAAGCGGCGUGGAAUGACCAAGGAUGUCCUCAAGAGCUCCCUAACAAAGACCCUUGUCUAUGAUAGGGCUGGUGACCAACACUAUGAUACAAUCUCGGCCUUCCACAAGUCCCUCCGGGGAAGCGACCCAGAUGCGGCUUUGUAUUAUCUGGCACGCAUGAUCCAGUCCGGAGAAGAUCCACUAUACAUCGCUCGACGGCUCAUUGUUGUUGCAUCUGAAGACAUCGGACUGGCAGAUAACAGCAUGCUCACCCUGGCCAUGUCGACACACGCCGCUGUGGAGAAAAUCGGUCUUCCAGAGGCUCGUAUCAACCUGGCCCAUGCUACCGUUGCCAUGGCGUUGUCGAAAAAGAGUACUCGCUCCUAUCGAGGCCUCAAUAAUGCAUUUGCCGCUCUCAAUGAACCGGGUGUGGCUGGAUUGCCGAUUCCGAUUCACCUCAGAAAUGCCCCAACCAAGCUGAUGAAGGAGCUCGGCUAUGGGAAAGAAUACAAGUAUAAUCCCAACUACGUGAAUGGGGAGGUUGAGCAAGUCUAUCUCCCCGAGGAGCUCCUUGGGCGGACUUUCCUCGAGGAUUUGGACUUGGGUACACAACGGGACCCUGAUCGCUGGAGCACCAAGCGGUCAUGA